This is a messenger RNA of Beta vulgaris subsp. vulgaris (sugar beet), 829 nucleotides long. RefSeq lists its product as uncharacterized. The record is from RefSeq and is a predicted model, not a curated record. The coding region runs from base 329 to 625 and encodes 98 amino acids. The transcript has 2 exons. Lineage: Eukaryota; Viridiplantae; Streptophyta; Magnoliopsida; Caryophyllales; Amaranthaceae.
GCCUUUCUCGUUAAACGUCUCUCAAAUGUGGGGACUCUCUUGUUUCAUCUUCCCAAAACUUUGAGCACAAAAAUGGCAUCAGCACUUGUCAGAGGUGGGCGAUCCAAGCCACACUUAGCUAUAGUCCGUCACUCCUCUACCCUAACCACCACCACGAAAGCGUCGCACCACAAAGAGCACAGCCAAAACCAAGUAUACCUAAAACCAACGACAUAAUAGGGAGUUGGUCACCCCAAAAGACCCUAAAGAAGCCGAAGCAAAACUCGCUCUUCUCCGACGCGACUACGCCAAGCAAGUCAAGGAACUCCGCAAGCAGUACAUUCACGAGAUGGAGCUCCAGAGGCAAGAGCAGUUGCGCAAAGACGAGGCCCGGAAAGUUGAGAUUCUUCGACAAAGGGAAGAACGCAACAAAUCUAAGGCUGCUGCUGCUCAGGCUCGUGCCGCCGAGCGCAAGGCGUUUGAGGAGGAGUUCCGCCAUACCCUGAUGAAAGAAAGAGCACAGAAGCUUGAUUAUUGGAGAAUGAGACAAAAAGCAAUAGAGGAAAGAAAGAAGAGCAAAACAGAGCUCAUCCGUCAGCAAAGUUCCAUGUGGAUUGAGGAGGAGAAGUUAAACCUCGAGAUAUGAUACAUACACAAGGUUUAUGUGGGGACUAUAUCCACAAGUGUUCUUAUUGGCUAAUUAUAGUGAGGUCCAAAAUUCACUAUUUUCAAAUUUUCAUUUGAAUUUCAAAUCAUAAAUUUGAAAUUUUUUGAAUUUGAAGUUCAAAUUUUAUGAGGAUCCCAAAAACGAUUCAAUUUAACAAUGUCUAAUGCAUUUUUUUUCUCUCUA